GUUUAGCUUCAAAUGGUAUAAAAGGCAGCGCUUUGCUGGCAUCUAGCAUCUCAGAUUUGACGAGAUUGGUAAAACGACUUUGCAACACCUAAUAAGAGAUUCAAGGGAAAGAUGAUCAAGUUAGCUUUCUUGGGACUUUGUCUAGUUGCUGGGUCUUCGGCCGUUUUGAACUGGGCCGGUAACCCAAUACUUCCAGGCUACCCAGCGGUCUUCAUCUCGGGUAGUUGGCCUCACUACUGUGACACUGUCCAAACAGAUGAAAAGCAAUGCUUCAAUGACUGCAUGACUGCCAACGGCAUGGCCAGGUAUAUCGACAUUGCAAAUGGCAACACUCCGAUAUGUCCACCGACAAAGCCGGGAUGUAAAAUCUCAUGGCGACAGACAGCAUGUCAGUGUGCUACGCGCUGUGAGUGCAAACUUGCGUAUUGCUUUGAUGAAAACUGCAUCUUUUGCCGCCAAUAAACCAAAAAUACCCGAUAAUCAAACGGUCAAGAGAGACAAAAUCAUAUCCAUGUAAAAGCUGAAGUGAAAUAAAAAAGGUCACAUGGCGGAAAA
Molecule: messenger RNA, 555 nt
Organism: Nematostella vectensis (starlet sea anemone)
Lineage: Eukaryota; Metazoa; Cnidaria; Anthozoa; Actiniaria; Edwardsiidae
Exons: 4
Coding region: 112-462 (116 amino acids)
Source: RefSeq, a predicted model, not a curated record